Messenger RNA from Strongylus vulgaris, 780 nucleotides. The record is from the annotation of a GenBank genome assembly. NCBI's taxonomy places the organism in Eukaryota, Metazoa, Nematoda, Chromadorea, Rhabditida, Strongylidae.
AUGGAUUCUGUGAAUGAAAGCGCAGAGCGCAUCAUGGAGCGAGUACGUGAAAGAAACAUGGAAUUGAGCGCUUCCAUGGAGCAGGAAAACGAAAACGUUCCCACAAUUAAGAAUCCUCUCGAAAAAAGUGAAGAUGUGUCAGGAAGUGCCGGCAAUGAGAUGCCUGUCGAUGUGCCUUCUGUAUCACCGCUCAAAAAUAAAACCAACAACGCUGUAUGCACCCGAGCGGACAAGCCAUCGUCGCCAGCGAAGACACCGUCAAGAAUGAAAUCGCGGUUUUCAGAGCUUGCAGCAGAAUACGAACAAUUUGAGAUUGAUCAGAACUGGCAUCCUCCGGCAUUGAAACCGAAGGAAGCUUAUAUGAGAGGAGUGUCUCCAAGGCUUAGCAUGGGAGAGACUAGACCUUCUGUACUGUGUACUCCUGCUGGUAUGGCUCAGCUGAAGACCACAAAUACUGCCAAAUCACCAAACAAAGAACCUUCACCUCUUAAACCUGUCACAGUAACUUGUAACAAAACUCCUCAGAAGCUUGAAACUGUCAAAGAAACGACGCGCCGAAUAACUUUUGCUCAACCGAUAUCUGACACUCACGUAAUGACGGAUGAGUCUUCUUUGUGUUCCACUAUUAACACUGCUGAUGAGAGCACAAUUCUUGCUGGAGCACCGCCAAUCCCAGCCUCUCGAAGUUUUACUAGAAAUAAGGAUGGCGAAGUCGAUCUAUCCAACGACGAAUAUGGAGCGCAUACAUUCACCAAAAAGUGGCUCGAUAAGCAGAAGUAG